This is a messenger RNA of Marasmius oreades (fairy-ring Marasmius), 796 nucleotides long. RefSeq names its product 60s acidic ribosomal protein P2. The record is from RefSeq and is a predicted model, not a curated record. Gene Ontology annotation, cellular component: ribosome; cytosolic large ribosomal subunit. Lineage: Eukaryota; Fungi; Basidiomycota; Agaricomycetes; Agaricales; Marasmiaceae. Bases 229 to 696 code for a protein of 155 amino acids. Gene Ontology annotation, biological process: ribosomal large subunit assembly; translation. The transcript has 5 exons. Gene Ontology annotation, molecular function: rRNA binding; structural constituent of ribosome.
AAACUUUUCAGUCUACGAGUCCCGACACCAAGACCCGCACUACACUUCAAAACUCGGCCUUCCCUCCUCAAGGUGAGCUUGAAUUUUCAUCUCAAAACGUUGCUAGGGCACUUUUCGACCAGUAUAUAACCUUCCGGAUGGUUGGGAGCACUGGAAAUGGCUGGAUGGAGACCGGAUCGGUUGGAUUGGCUUCCAAGACCAAACUGACUUGUUCUACAGACCUCUGCAAUGGCCACGACGAAAACUACCAAGGGCAAAGCCCCACAGAACACCAAAGACGCAAAGGCCAAAGCAGCAAAGAAGGCAGCGUUGCAGGGUGCUCAAUCUCACUCAUCGCGCAAGGCGCGCCAUUCAGUUUCCUUUCACCGACCCAAGACCCUACGCUUGCCUAGGAGCCCAAAGUACCCCAGGAAGAGCGUUCCUCAUGCACCUCGGAUGGAUCAGUUUAGGACGAUCGUUUCACCUCUGAACACGGAGUCGGCCAUGAAGAAGAUUGAGGAGCACAACACCCUGGUGUUCAUUGUUGACAUCCAAUCGAACAAGCGUCAGAUUAAGGACGCCGUAAAGAAGCUGUAUGAUGUUAAUGCCUUAAAGGUCAACACCCUGAUCAGACCGGAUGGGAAGAAAAAGGCAUAUGUUCGCUUAACACCUGACCACGAUGCUCUUGACGUGGCGAACAAGAUUGGUUUCAUCUAAGAUAGGCUAUCCUUGUUUGUUCGUACACUAUGCUACCUUUGUAUGUUCCAUGUUUGAUGCAAGCCAUGCCUACUGAGCCGAAUAAAAAGAACAAUCCAAG